Aureobasidium vineae is the source of this 1119-nucleotide messenger RNA. NCBI's taxonomy places the organism in Eukaryota, Fungi, Ascomycota, Dothideomycetes, Dothideales, Saccotheciaceae. The record is from the annotation of a GenBank genome assembly.
GUCGAAACGAUCGUUCGACACGACGAGCUCAGACUCGUUCCUGCAGUCGCCUCGGAAGCCGCUGUUGACAAUUGGGCCUCACUCCUCAUAGUAUCCGGCUUCCUCGGAGCUCUAUGGCAUCAGCCGUCUUUCAUAUACGGCUCAAAACCAUACCGUAUCGCCAAAGUGUCCAUGCUCUACGGUGACAACAAACUAUACGAACGAGCUCUAGACUCACACACACGGCAUGGAGAAAAAUGGGGUUAUCCAACCUACAUCAAGCGCCAAAACGAAUACUGCGGCUACUGGAACAAGCCCACCUUUAUGAUCCAACAAGUUGCCCAAGAACUCGCAAAGCCAGAACACGAAAGGGCAGAAUGGUUGAUGUGGGUAGACGCAGACUCCAUCAUCCUUAACCCAAACAUUCCUGCCCACAUCUUUCUGCCGCCUAGAGAGUUUUCACAUAUCAACGUUGUCGCAGCACGUGAUAUCCAAGGUCUUAACACUGGUGUCUUUUUCGUCCGUGUGCAUCCUUGGACAAUCUCGAUGUUUGUAGAUGGCAUGGCUUUCCCCCUCUGCAACCCCAAAGUCGACCUCGGAAACGACGCCGAUCAAGCUGCCAUGGCCCGUACGGUCGAAAAGUCGAGUGGUGGCCCUGAUGGCUAUGGCUUUGCACGCGGCAUCGUCUACUUGCCGAGAAGCCUGUUCAACAUCUACGAGCUGCCUGGAUACAUGAGAGAUGGAAGAACAGACGUACUCAGAAACUUCAGUGGCUUUAUCUCGCCCCACGCUUUCGAGGGCAANAAGGGAGAUUUCCUCGUCCAUCUGCCUGGAUUGUUUGGAGAUCGUGAGCCCUUGAUGUCGGAUUGGUUAGAUCUGGUCGAGAACCGUCAGGAUGAAUGGGCUAUCCCACUAGAAGAAACCACAUACCUCACAGAAACUCAAGCAUUCUGGAAACUGUACGGAGAGGCGGUGAAGACUAUCAAAGAAGCUCUGAACAGAGAGACCAUCGAAAAGGAUAUGAGAAAUGCCAUCGGACAACUCAGGACCGCGCUGAGCGAAGAAGCCGACGACUCUAACAAGAUCACCGAAUACAUGAACGACCUCAAGGAGCUUCUUCGUCCAUCGAGUUCUUCCUGU